Messenger RNA from Heterostelium album PN500, 1791 nucleotides. Its product is annotated as beta-N-acetylhexosaminidase. The transcript has a single exon. Gene Ontology annotation, molecular function: beta-N-acetylhexosaminidase activity. Lineage: Eukaryota; Evosea; Eumycetozoa; Acytosteliales; Acytosteliaceae. The record is from RefSeq and is a predicted model, not a curated record. Gene Ontology annotation, biological process: carbohydrate metabolic process; glycosaminoglycan metabolic process. Bases 1 to 1791 code for a protein of 596 amino acids. Gene Ontology annotation, cellular component: membrane; lysosome.
AUGAAUAUUAAAUUAAAUAGAAAAAAGAAAAUAUAUUUAAUAACUUUUUUUAUUAUAUGUGCCAUCGUUCUUAUUGUAACACCAUCGGCCUAUUAUGGUGUGAGAAAUAAGAGGGAUUCCCACGAUCGAUCUAAUCAACCGGAAGAUAUAACUCCAAAUACAACAGAUACACCAUCGCCAUCACCAUCACCAUCACCAUCACCAUCGCCAACACCAAAACCAUAUCCAGCACGACCAAUGAUUGUUCCUUGGCCAGAUUAUAUCACUUACCAAAUGAAUAGCUUGGUGAUUUCCAACCAAUUCCAGCUGCGUAUUGUCAACUCGAAAUCCGACAUUUUGGCACAAGCUGUUCAGAGAUAUCAAGAACUGUUGCCACUCGACUAUGUUGCCUGGACAAUCAACCCAGAGUUACCGCUGUUAAAUGCUUGUACAGUCAGUGUUGGAUCCGACAAUGAAAAUCUUUUUCUCGGUGUCGACGAAUCGUAUCAUUUGGAAAUCACUGUCGAUCAAGUAUGCAGCCUCUAUUCCCCAACUGUUUUCGGUGCACUCCGUGGUCUUGAAACCAUUUCACAGCUGUUCGUUCUGAAUGGAACAACCGGUAGUUUGGUUUUCAACUACUAUCCAGUGUUGAUCAAAGACAAACCUCGAUUCCCACAUCGUGGAGUGAUGUUGGAUACCUCCCGUCACUUCUAUCCGGUUCCAACUAUCAAGCAAUUCAUUGACACCCUGUCCUACGCCAAAAUGAAUGUUUUCCAUUGGCAUUUGGUUGAUGCCAACUCCUUCCCGAUGGAGAGUAAAGUCUAUCCAAAUAUGACAAUGGGUGCAUUCAAUGGCUUUGAAAUCUACCGUCAAUCUGAGAUCCUAGAUGUCAUUGAAUACGCCAAGUAUCGUGGAAUCCGUGUGAUGCCAGAGAUAGAUGUACCGGGUCAUGCAACUUCCUGGGGAUUCGCUUUUCCUGAGGUGCUUCCGGAUGACUUUAAAUCGAUGGACAACUGUCAUUCCGAUAGAUACACAUGGGACAAUGUUCCACUGGAUCCAACCAAGCCAAAAUCACUGGAAGUCGCCACUGCACUCAUUAAAGAAACAAUGAAUUUAUUUAAUGAUGAAUUCAUUCAUAUCGGUGGUGAUGAAGUCGAUAGAAAUUGCUGGCAGAGCAAACAAAUCCAACAAUGGAUGAAUGACAAUGGAUUCAAAGGAUUCGACGAUUUGGAGCGUUGGUUCGACAGCAAGAUUCAAAACACAGUGAUCGACAACAAGAAAAGUCCAGUCGUCUGGGAAGAUUCUUUCUUUUUAUUCGGUAAACAUUUAGGUAACAAUUCAGUGGUGGAUGUUAAGUUACCCAAAGAAACAAUUAUCCAUCUCUAUCACAACUUGUCGUUGUCCUCCGAUAUUGUAUCGCAAGGCUAUCGUGUCAUCGUAUCGAAUGCAUGGUCAUGGUACUUGGAUCUCAGACAGCCAUGGCAAGUCUAUUACGCCAAUGAGAUAUCUCAGUGGAUCGACAAUGACGAUGCCAAACAAGUGUCGUUGCUACUCGGUGGUGAGACAUGCCUGUGGAGUGAGAACGCCGACGUCACCACCCUCUACAAGAAAGUCUGGCCAAAGAGCGGAGCGGCAGCCGAGCGACUCUGGUCCAAGGCGUCACUCAACGACACCGAAGAAUUCGAACCACGACUAAAGUCAUUCAAUUGUCAUCUCUACUACCGUGGUUUCGGUGUAACUCAAACCGAUAUCUUACCAGGAUCUUGUUUCGAGUCCAAUUUCGUAAACACCUACCAAAUGGCUCAUCAAUAA